AUGAGCAUCAAGUUCAAUGUGAAUGGAUUCCCCUACGAGGUGCAGGCGGCGGACUACGCCCCUGACACCACCCUCAACUCCUUCCUCCGGGAGCACCUGCAUUUGACGGCCACCAAGUACAUGUGUUUGGAGGGAGGAUGUGGCUCCUGCGUCUGCGUCAUCCGCAGGAGACACCCAGUCACCCAGGAGGUCCAAUCCCGGGCAGCCAACUCGUGCCUGACGCUGCUGAACACCUGUGACGAUGUGGAGAUCAUGACGGAUGAGGGACUGGGCAACCAGCUGAGUGGUUACCAUCCGAUUCAAAAGCGCCUGGCCCAGAUGAAUGGCACCCAGUGCGGCUACUGCUCACCUGGAUUUGUGAUGAACAUGUAUGGAUUGCUGGAGCAGCAUCGUGGACAGGUGAGCAUGUCGCAGGUGGAGGAUGCCUUCGGGGGAAACCUGUGCCGCUGCACUGGCUAUCGUCCGAUAUUGGAUGCCAUGAAGUCCUUCGCCGUGGACAGCUGCAUAGAGGUGCCUUCCGAGUGCGUGGACAUCGAGGACUCCUUCGAGCUGCUCUGCCCACGAACUGGGCAAUCCUGCAGGGGCAGCUGCUCGAGACCUCCUCGGGGGGUUGGAGAUCAAGGGGGAAGCAGCUGGUAUUGGCCCAAGUCCCUGGCGGAGCUGUUCUCCGCCCUUGCCCAAGUUGGAAAUGGAGAUCUCUACAUGCUGGUGGCCGGGAACACCGCCCAUGGAGUCUACAGGCGACCCAGGGACAUCCGGCACUUUAUCGAUGUGAACAUGGUGCCGGAACUGAGGCAGUACAGCAUCGAGGCGGAUCAUCUGCUUCUGGGAGGGAACAUGACUCUCACGGAUGCCAUGCAGGUUUUCCUGCUGGCCGCCAAGAGGCCCGGAUUCGAGUAUUGCGUCCAGUUGUGGCAGCACUUCAACCUGAUUGCCAAUGUGCCGGUGCGAAAUAAUGGCACUUUGGCGGGCAACAUUAGCAUCAAGAAACAGCACUUCGAAUUUCCCUCCGAUGUGUUCAUCACUUUUGAGGCUUUGGAUGUGCAUGUCCUGGUCUACGACAAUCCCAGUAGCCAAAGGGUGAUGAGUCUGCUGUCCUAUCUCAGCGAUACGACCUCCAAACUGGUGCUGGGUGGCUUUAUCCUAAAAGCCUAUCCAAAGGACAGAUAUCUAUUCAGAUCUUACAAGAUCCUGCCAAGAGCUCAGAAUGUUCAUGCCUAUGUGAAUGCGGGAUUCCUCAUCGAAUGGCAGGAUAUUCAGCGCAGGAUUGUGCGCUCUGCUCGAAUUUGUUUUGGAAACAUUCGGCCAGAUUACAUACACGAUGAAACCAUAGAGAACCUACUUCCGGGCAGGGAUCUUUAUGAUCCCGCCACAGUUUCUCAGAUCUUUCAACAGCUUCCAGCUAGCCUACAACCCGAGGAACGUCCACCGGAAGCCUCUCCGGAAUAUCGACAGAUCCUGGCCUGCUCCUUGCUAUACAAGUUCCUGUUGGCCACUGCACCCAAGGAAAGGGUUCGGGAAAAAUAUCGCACUGGAGGUUUGCUUUUCGAGAGACCCCUUUCAUCGGGCAGCCAAUCCUUCGAGACCAUCAAAAAGAACUAUCCAGUGACUCAACCAGUACAGAAGUUAGAAGGUCUUAUUCAAUGUUCUGGAGAGGCCACCUAUAUGAACGAUCUGCUGACCACCUCGAAUGCCGUUCAUUGUGCUUUUGUAACGGCUAAACGAGUAGGUGCCACCAUUGAGCAGAUAGAUCCUUCCGCUGCUCUUAAUUGCAAGGGGGUGGUGGCCUUUUACUCCGCCAAGGAUAUUCCAGGCUCCAACAACUUUGUUCUAGUGGAUCAGUUUACCCCCGAGGUGGACGAGGUCUUUGCUGCCGGGCGGGUCAAGUACUAUGAUCAGCCGCUGGGAGUGAUUGCUGCCCUCACCCAUGAUGCAGCUGUCUAUGCUGCCACUUUGGUGGUGGUUACCUACGCCAGGGAUCAGCGGAAGAUCUACACGACAAUGAACCAAGUGCUGGCGGAGAAGCAAACCGAUCGCAUAGUGAGCCAAAAGAAGGAACUGGUGGAACCCCUAAAGCUACCUCCACUUGCGCCUGGCGAUGUCCUUGGAAGGGGGAUCCUGGAACUAGAAUCGCAAUACCACUUUACCAUGGAACCACAAACGACGAUUGUGGUGCCUUUGGAUGACAUCCUGCAGGUUUACUGUGCCACCCAGUGGAUGGACGCCACCCAGGGAGCCAUUGCCCACAUGCUGCGCGUGAGUGUGAACUCCGUUCAGCUGCAGGUGAGACGAGUGGGUGGAGCCUAUGGCGCCAAGGUCACCAGGUGCAAUUUGGUGGCCUGUGCCGCCGCCUUGGUAGCUUCCAAGCUGAGGAGACCCGCCAGAUUUGUCCAGACCAUCGAAUCCAUGAUGGAGACCCUGGGCAAACGAUGGGCCUGCCGAUCGGAUUACGAGUUCCGAGCUCGUGCCAAUGGAUCGAUCAUCAUGUUGAGCAACAAUUACUAUGAGGAUUCCGGCUGUAAUCUAAAUGAGAAUGUGGUGGACUUCCUAACGCUGCCAAUCCUGCGAAAUGUUUACAACCUGACGGACUCGAACUAUCGAGCGCAAGGCAACGCCAUCAGAACAGAUGCCCCCAGUUCCACUUGGUGUCGAGCUCCUGGAUCCGCAGAGGGAAUCGCCAUGACAGAAACCGCCUUGGAGCACAUUGCCUUUACCUGCCAGCUAGAUCCCGCCGAUGUCCGCUUGGUGAAUCUUCAGCCGGGAACCAAAAUGGUGCAGCUGCUUCCCAAGUUUCUGGCCACCACGGAGUACCGUAAAAGGCGAGAACAGAUAAAUUUGUUCAACUCGCAAAAUAGAUGGCGCAAACGAGGUCUGGGAUUGGCCCUCAUGAGCUUCCCUUUAAACACGACGGUGGCCUUUAAUUACCCCGUUACGGUGGCCAUUUACCACGAGGAUGGAUCGGUGGUGAUCUCCCAUGGAGGAAUUGAGAUCGGUCAGGGAGUGAAUACUAAGGCAGCCCAGGUAGCGGCCCUUGUGCUCGGAGUUCCCCUGGAACAGGUGCGAGUGGAGGCCAGCAACACGGUGAGUGGAGCCAACUCCAUGCUGACGGCCAACUCGAUGACCAGCGAGAUGAUCGGACUGGCGGUUAGGAAAGCCUGCGACACUCUGAACCAGCGACUGGCUCCGGUGAAGGAGCGACUGGGUCCUCGGGCCACCUGGGUGCAGGUGCUCCAGGCGGCAUACUUGCAGUCCGUCUUCCUCAUCGCCACGGAGUCGUAUAAGCUGGGGGACAUUCCCAACUACAACAUCUACGGCCUGAGCCUCACCGAACUGGAGCUGGACAUCCUGACGGGCAACCACCUCAUCCGAAGGGUGGACAUCCUGGAGGGCGGGGAGAGCCUCAGUCCACACAUCGAUGUGGGUCAGGUGGAGGGAGCCUUUGUGAUGGGCCUGGGCUACUAUCUCACCGAGCAGCUAGUUUAUGAUCGACAAACGGGACAGAUCCUGACGAACCGCACCUGGAACUACCAUCCCCCCGGGGCCAAGGACAUCCCCAUCGACUUUCGCAUCGAGCUCCUGCAGAAGAGUCCCAAAUCCCUGGGCUUUAUGCGAUCCAAGGCCACUGGGGAGCCGGCUUUGUGCCUGGCUGUCGGGGUUCUCUUCGCCAUGCAGCACGCCAUCCAGACGGCCAGGAAGGAUGCGGGUCUUCCCAGGGAGUGGGUCCGAUUGGGGGCACCAACAACGCCGGAGACUGUUGUCCUGAACUCCGGAAGCCAGGUGGAAACUUUCGCUUUGCAAUAA
Drosophila takahashii is the source of this 3801-nucleotide messenger RNA. The record is from RefSeq and is a predicted model, not a curated record. NCBI's taxonomy places the organism in Eukaryota, Metazoa, Arthropoda, Insecta, Diptera, Drosophilidae.